Molecule: messenger RNA, 807 nt
Organism: Pseudomassariella vexata
Lineage: Eukaryota; Fungi; Ascomycota; Sordariomycetes; Amphisphaeriales; Pseudomassariaceae
Product: eukaryotic translation initiation factor 3 subunit J
Exons: 3
Coding region: 1-807 (268 amino acids)
Cellular component (GO): cytoplasm; eukaryotic translation initiation factor 3 complex
Molecular function (GO): translation initiation factor activity
Source: RefSeq, a predicted model, not a curated record
AUGCCUCCCAAAAAGCAGUGGGACGAGGAAGAAGAUUCGUCAACCCCUCCAUCUUCCCCGCCUGUCGGUACUACGCGCCGCAAGUUCGAUGAUGAAGAAGAAAGCGACAAUGACGUCCUAGACUCCUGGGACGCCGCUGAGGACUCGGAAGUUGAGCGCGAGAAGCAAAAGAAGGCUGCCGAAGCCAAGGCCAAGGCAGAAGCCGAGGCCGCUGCCUUGAAGAAGUCCAAGAAGCAACGUAUCGAGGAGAAGCGCGCCGAGCGUGCUGCACAACUGGCUGCAGAUGGUGAGAUCAACGAUGAUGAGACUGAAGCGCAGCGCCGCGAGCGCCUCAAGCGAUCCGAGAUGGAGUCCGACCUGAAACACGCUUCCGAUCUCUUUGGCAAUAUUGGCAUUAGCUCCUCCCGCAAGGCCACCACCGUCGGCUCCGCUGUCUCUAUCGACCCCAACGACCCCACCAAGACUGUCGACCUGGCCACCCUACCUCUGCUCAACCCUCAUACUAAGCUGCAGUUCGAAAACAUGCGCGAUGUUCUUGUGCCCAUUAUUGGAGGGAACGCCAAAAAGGCGCACUACACCCUUUUUCUGCAGGAGUUCACGAAGCGGCUGGCGAAGGAUCUUCCCAGUGAUCAGAUUAAGAAGAUUGCCAGCACUCUCACAGCCUUGAGCAAUGAGAAGAUGAAGGAAGAGAAGGCUGCUGAGAAGGGUGGCAAGAAGAGCAAGGCGGCCAAGACGAAAGCUACGUUGGUUACUAACAGGACCAACGCAGCUGACGUUGGCACCUAUGAUGAUGACUACGGGGAGUAA